Scophthalmus maximus (turbot) is the source of this 5854-nucleotide messenger RNA. Its product is annotated as alpha-protein kinase 3-like. Gene Ontology annotation, molecular function: protein serine/threonine kinase activity; ATP binding. The record is from RefSeq and is a predicted model, not a curated record. The transcript has 14 exons. Gene Ontology annotation, cellular component: nucleus. NCBI's taxonomy places the organism in Eukaryota, Metazoa, Chordata, Actinopteri, Pleuronectiformes, Scophthalmidae. Gene Ontology annotation, biological process: cardiac muscle cell development; protein phosphorylation. Bases 453 to 5246 code for a protein of 1597 amino acids.
UCCUCUCCUCCUAUUUGGGGAACUACCAAAUCUGGGAUGACCUUGUAUUUGACAUGGAGUUACCAUGGAACCUCUUGCUUCAAAAGGAUUUUUCUUGUUUCUGCACAGACCUUUUACUGUGUUUUUUAAAAAAAAAUUUUAUUCAUCUUUUGCUGCUCUUUGAUUGUUUUUUUACAUAAUGAUCCAAAGGCGAGUUUUGGAAAGUGUGAUGUGCUCUUGUGCCUAUUUGCAGGCCGACUAUAAAUAGUCCAACUGCCUACGCAUGCUCAUGUUUGAUUGGAAAUUGCAGUGCCUUGAGUCAGUGCUGUGGCGUAUCUGUCAAAGGAGGGAAAAAGAAACUUGUGGACGCUCACAAUUAUCUCUCAGGAAAGCCAAAAAUAAGUGACCACACAACCUUUUUUUCCCCUGGAAAACUUUUUAUUUUCCUUGAGUGUCUCAUUGUCUUGUGGAAUAUGGGUUCGCGGAGGGCACCGACUGGCUCCUCUUCUGGGAAUGGAAGGAAUGGGGAUAACGGCAAUGGCGGUAGCCGGCCUGGCGGCUGCAGCUACCUGUCCAACUUGAGGCCAGGAAACAGGAGCACAUUCUGCAGUGUGAUGGCACAAUUGACUGAGGAAACGCAGCCCUCCUUCGAAACAACCCUCAAGUCAAAAGCUGUGUCAGAGAAUUGCAACGUGAAGUUCUCGUGUGUGGUUACAGGAUACCCCAUCCCUCAAGUUACAUGGUAUAAGGAUGAUAUGCAGCUAGAUAGAUACUGUGGACUGCCUAAAUAUGAACUAUUCCACAAUGGACAAAACCAUUCCCUGCACAUUUACAAUUGCACUGUGGAGGAUGCAGCUAUAUACCAGGCUUCAGCCAUCAACAGUAAAGGUAUCGUGUCCUGCUCUGGGGUACUGGAGGUCGGUGAAAUGAAUGAGUUCAAGAUCCACGAGCGCUAUUUCGCAAAGCUCAAACAAAAGGCUGAGCUCCGGCGCAGGGAAGCAGAAGGAAAAGAAAACCAGGAGCCGCUACGAACCAUCAGUCCAGACCGGACACAGAGGAAGCGCCGCUCCACAAUGGAAGCCUUUCUCAGCACGCCAAGCUCCAUGGAAGAUGAGGGCAACGAGGAGAACCAUCAGGCUGUGGCUGUGGAGACUGAGGCCAGGUUGCAGGAGAAGGCCACUGUGGAGGAAGCUGAGGAAAAGCUGGUCUCUAAUGGACAAGUCCCGACUGAAAAUGGAAAUAAGGACGGGACAUACAUAUAUGAUGCUGCUCAGAAGAGUUUCACUGCACACAAACCCAAGACUCCCUUUGUCAAGAAGAAGAUUAAAAUUUCUAACAGUGCUAAAUAUGGUAAAGCAGAUACACUGGGAGAAAGGGCAUCUGAGGAAAGAAGAGCAAAAGAUGAGACCUCAGCCUCUGUAGCUCCCCCCUGCAUACAGUCAGUACAUUCUAAGGGGAAUUCAGAGGAGGUUAUGGAGGUAGAGAAGAUCGUGAAUUCAGACGACAGACACGUGACUGGACAAUGUCAGAAAUCCGCAACACAGAAAGCAAUGCUUGUUGAAGGGCCUUCACAGGGUGAAAAUAUUAGUCAUGCGCCUUCAAAGACCGAACAGCUCACAGAUUCAGUAUCUCCUGCUGCUACUCGAACACCUGAAGGUCAAUCUGUGUCAGGAACUCAAGGUGAUCAUGUUGCAAAGCACGAGAAUGGGGCUGGACACAAAGAAACCAAAGACAAUUUGGAAAUGCAGAAACAGAGUCCUGACCUCAACCUCAAGGUUACCUCAACACAACUACGGUCAAGUGUUGCAUCAACAAUCCGUGCCGUUAGAAAGGAGGCCAUUGUUAAAACGGAAGAUGCUACAGCCAUGGAUAUUGAUGAGAAGUCAGACACUUCCACAAAUGGAUCUCUAGCACACAGAGACCUCGAGUCAGUGGAGCCGCCGUGUGAAAGGAGAGCUGCUCCGCCCGAGCGUCCAUGUGAACAGGCUGCAGAUAAGCUGUCUGAGAAGGAAACAAGCCCCUGCCAAAAAAGUGUGUCUGAGUCCCGGCCAGCCCUGCUGAGUGAGGUUACACAGGCCCAUACGAAGAACGAUGCACCUGUCAACAUCGAGCUUCCACCCGACCACUGUACAAUGGACGCACAACCACCACAAAAGACUCCUUCGGAAAGAAAGAUUGUGGGAGAUGACACACAGACCCCGUCUUUACACCGUGGCCUUCAAGCAGCCAUUGGCAAAAUGACACAGGACAUAUGGGAUCAUUCCAGGGGAUCAAAUGAAAGCCAUGCGGUCCUUUUAACAGACUUAAAGAAGUCACCCCUCGAAAGCCUUGGUGCUGGUGAGAAAACCAGAGAGUGUAACGCUGAUAUGGCUGUAAAAGCUGUUGAAGGGACAGAAAUACAAGUUGAUGAGAAGGUAGAGGGUAACAGGCUAGGUAGGUUAAUAAUGCAGACUGACAGUGUGGCCCCAAAUGAAAAGAUAUUUGAGAUGGAGACGGAAACUGCUGCUCGAGAUAUGGUUGAAAAGAACACAGUAGUGGAUAAAGACGCCGUUGUUGUCGUUGUGGAAGCUUCUCGUGAAGAGAAGAAUGAACCGUUAUUGAAAAUUACAGAAUUACAGAAUCUAAAGCCAAAAGGACCUGAGACUGCCAUGCCACAUUUCACAAACUGUCCAGAAAAUAUGAACACACUGGACCAACUGGUAAGUUUCAAUGAAAUUCCAAAGCCUGGAUCGAAAGUCAUAUCUGUCGCUGAACUUCUGAGAUCACAAAUAAAAGCAUUGGACCUCACGUUGGAAAAUUCAGUUCAAGAACCAGCAAUAACAGAUGAAUGUCAGGGAUUAAGACUCGAUGAGAGAAAAUGUAAAGUGGAAGUGAAGAAGUUAAUGCCUGCCAGGAAAUCUGAGACAAUUACUGAUGAUAAUCCUCCUGCAAACAUAAAGACAAUGCUUAUGGAGGUGUAUCAUCAACUAAAUACAACCAAUCAGGAACAAAUUCAGACUCAAAGUAAAACUGCCUCACCUGUUCAGGCUUUACAAAACCCUCCUGUUAUCAAGACUACAAGACACAAUGGCAGUGUCAAAAAAUUUAAGGAAGGUGAUAUGGAUACUGGCCAGGAAACUGGAGUAUCACAUAGGCCUACUUUGACAGAUUGCCAUGUUGUUCCACCCACUGGUGGUCAAAAUGCCAAACACAAAUGUCUUCCUUCAAUCACAAAGGAUGAACUCACCAACAGGUCUGUAGCUGUCAGUCGAGGAUCAGGGACUCCUAUAAAGGCCAGUAGUCAGGAGUCAAAUAUUACGAUUUUGGAGCAUGUCCAAGAUGAACGUGUUGAAGACAAAGAUGUGGAUUUGAUAAAAAAGUUAACUCCAGAAAUAAAACUCAAUGGCAAAACUGCAAGGGGGGUUGCAGAAAUGAAUUCCACAACCCUUUUAGACACAAUCACAAGCUCUUUGCAGAGCGUGAAAACGUUUCCCGCUCAAAGUGUACUGAGCACGGACCCACGAGAGAAUGAUAUUCAACCUCUUCAGCUGGACAGCUCUAUGGCUGAGGAUUUUUCAAGGAGUGACUCCUUAACCAAUCUGACUCCUGAGGCGAGUCCGUUGUUCAAGAAAAGAGACUGUGUUUCACCUCUUCCCUCUGCUACUCCUCAAGAGCUGGCCUCUGGCGCCCGCCGCAAAAUCCUAACACCCAAGGCCAAACCAGAGGAGGCCACAGAGGCCACAUCGCACGUUGAAAGCCCUGUUCCGAAAAAGGAGGCCUCCACCCAGAGCAGCAAGCUUUCCGCAAGCCCUGUGACCCCCUCUGUGUCUCCAAGCCUGUCUCGACGGUCACCUCUACUUCAGUCGCCUGGUGAGAGAAUCUCUCCAGUAGAAAAGUGUUCUCCGCUCUUGAGCAGGAGGAAGACAGCGUUGGAGACCGAAGCUCCGAGCCAGCAGCCCACUGAGAAGAUCCACAACCUGAAAACGGAGGGGAAACCUACAGAGAGGGACAAGCACGACCCAUUCAAAGCACCUCAGGUUAUUCGCAAGAUCAGGGGCGAGAGCUUCGCCGAUGCCUCGGGCCACUUGAAACUGUGGUGCCAGUUCUUCAACGUUCUGAGUAACUCCACAGUCAAAUGGUGCAAAAAUGAAGAGGAGAUUGCUCGGAUUCAAAGAAAUUCAGGGGAUGAGACUCAGGUCAAUCUUGCCAUUGUUCAAGCAUCCUGCAGAGACUUUGGUGUCUACGGAUGCUCAAUCACAAAUGAAUAUGGGACAGACUCAACAGACACACUACUUAGUGCAGAGAUUUUAGCAGGGAUGUCCCUUCGUGAGGAUCUUAGUGUUGGAGAAGAAAUCGAAAUGACACCCCUGCUAUUCAACAAGGGCGUGGCGGAUUCUGGCAUCUGGGGCAACAAAUUAUUUGGCCGAAUAAUGAUGCAGGAAUCACAUAUUGGCGAUGGCUGUUCUCAUAAAGUCUGGAGGGCAAAAGUUAUCUAUGGUCUGGAGCCCGUGUUUGAGUCUGGUAACACAUGUGUCAUUAAAGUACGCAACCCCAUCGCCUAUGGAGGCAAAGAAGAAAGUGGGCUCAUAGAAAGAAACCUAGACAUUGUCAAGCAGGAGUGUAAAAUUCAGAACUUGGCUCGUGAAUACUGCAAAAUAUUCUCAGCAGAGGCGAGAGUGAUUGAAAGCUUUGGCCCCUCUCUUGAGGUGAUUCCGGUCCACUUGAUGUACCGGCCAGCGAACACUGUCCCCUAUGCCACAGUGGAGGCUGAUCUCACAGGAGUCUAUCAGAAAUACUCCGUCCUGGAUCACACAGGCAGGAUGGAUGUGAAGACUGGUUCUGCGGUGGAGCAGAAAUGUUGUGCCCUGCAGCACUGGAUCUGUCAGUGGACCAAUGGCAAUCUGCUCCUCUCUCGGCUAGAAGGUGUUGACACUAAGAUCACCAAUGUUGGGAUUUCAGUCAAAUCUACGGGGCAUCAAGGUCUCUCUGUUGAAGGGAAUCCCAAAGUUUUUGAGCAGUUUGUCUCCCAGCACCAGUGUAACUACUUUUGUGGUCUGCUUGGCCUGAGGUCACUGAAGGUCAUGGACUCUUUAUUAACACCAACAAAGCCCAAGGGCUCCAGGAGCCCAUUACUUCAACGCAAGAUGGCUGCUGGUUCUUCUAGCCCACAGACUGGCCGUAAAGCUGCUGGCAGCCCCAGACUGCCAAGAAAAGCUGAACAAGAAGGCAGAAAGACCCCCACAGGACAAAAAGCUGCUGAUGCUCCCGGAGUUGUUAAGAUGGCAUAAAAUGAACAUGUCUUUGAAAUCGCAGGUAUUCACAAAAAAAAGGAACUGAAGGGAAAUAGACAGUGGAUGAAACCCUUCAGAGACCAGGGAAGGAGGUUGAUGAAUAAUAAGACUUUAUUUAAUUUUAACAGCCACCAUUCCUUGCCAUGAUCACUCAUUGUGGACUGAUGCCCUCACAUGUUUUGGUAAAUCUCCACUGUGUCUUGUAUGUAUGUUCAAAUCCUACUGAAGCUGUUGUGUGAUGAGAUGUUUGUGGGUUUCCUGGGUUUGUAUCUUCGAAGUCCACGUACCAUUGGUCACAGAUUGUAGAUGCCAGUCUGAAGUCAGGGUAUUUGUACUUUGUGAUGACAUCAACCAUUUUAAAAAACAAAACUGGGAUAGUACUGGAACAGUACACCUCAUUGUUAUAGAGCAAGUUCAAACGGCCAGGAGUUUUUUCAUGUCUCAAUUCAGCCUCAAAUUACACUGUUGUACAGUGUCUGAUGCUGCAAAGCUUUUAUAUUGUAAGCUGUCAUGUUUACCUGCUAUUCUGCAUUGCACUGCAUUUUUAGAAACUGCACCUUUGAAUGCAACUGGCUGUAAAAUAAAAGACAUAAUUACGCCUUGUA